Molecule: messenger RNA, 810 nt
Organism: Pieris macdunnoughi
Lineage: Eukaryota; Metazoa; Arthropoda; Insecta; Lepidoptera; Pieridae
Source: the annotation of a GenBank genome assembly
AUGGAAGUGAAGUACACCGUCUGCUUAAUCAUCUUAGCGAUUGCCAGUCGCGAUGUCACCUCAACAACGACCACAAAAGACGUACGUACAGGUGUUCUUCUGCCAGAAAAGUUCAUUAAUGGUGUAAUAGACAUCGUACAAAGUCAUAAAAACAAACCAUCGCAGCAAACUCAACCAAACCCACCAUACCAGCAGUACCCUCAACAAUGGAACUCCCAAAACGCAAAUUUUCAAAACGGCUUCAACGCACAAUCCCAAUAUCAAGGACAGUUCAACGCACAGAACCAAUUUAACUACCAAAAUGGAUACAAUCAACAGAAUUUUCCACAAAAUGGCAAUUUCCAAGGCUUCGCUGGCAAUCAAGGUUUCACUACACAAGGCCAAAAUCAACAAUAUCAAGUUGUCUACCAAAAUGUACCAAAUCAAUUGAACCACGGUAGUCAAUAUGCCAGCGGAAGUGGACAAUACAUAGGAACAAGUCAGGCACCGAGCCAACCAAACGGUGGCCAUUAUCAAGGUGGUUCAGGUCAAUAUCAUGGAACAACCGGUUCUUAUCAAGGUAGUUCGGGACAGCACUAUCAAGGCACUUCUGGGACAGGUCAGUACCAAAGCACAAAUGGCCAGUUUCAAGGAAGUGGCAUCGAUGGUUCUGGACAAAUGAACGGACAAGGCUUCAUGGUGUCCAAUGGGCAAUCAGGACAGGGACCCACGUGUGUCUGCCAAGCGUGGACGAAACCUCAAGCUGAUGUGAUGAAUGAUCCGAUUCCAGAAAAGGUUGAAAAAGAUGUGAUGCAAAGUAGAAUGCUCUAA